Marasmius oreades (fairy-ring Marasmius) is the source of this 435-nucleotide messenger RNA. RefSeq lists its product as uncharacterized. The transcript has a single exon. Lineage: Eukaryota; Fungi; Basidiomycota; Agaricomycetes; Agaricales; Marasmiaceae. The record is from RefSeq and is a predicted model, not a curated record. Bases 1 to 435 code for a protein of 144 amino acids.
AUGAAGUUGUCUUUUACCCUCUUUCCUGCCUUGCUCGUUGCUCUACCUACCUAUAUUGGUGCCGUCCAGCUCCGGUACGACAACCACUAUGACGAUGCCAAUGGAUCCAUGAACAUAGUUGCCUGUUCUAAUGGCGUCAAUGGGCUCGCUAGUCGAUUCCCUACAUUUGGUUCAGUACCUGGCUUCCCCCAUAUCGGUGCGGCGGAUGUUAUUGCUGGAUUCGACUCUCCCAACUGCGGUGCAUGCUUCCGUGUCACCUACACCAAUUCGCAAGGAGUGACAAGGAGCAUCAAUGUCGUCGCUAUCGACCACGCCGGUACUGGGUUUAAUGUCGCACAACGAGCGAUGGAUGAUUUGACCGGUGGUCAAGCUGUUGCUCUUGGAACAAUUGACGUUCAAUCAACGCGUCUCUCCCCAUCUGACUGUGGACUUUAA